AUGGACAAAAGAUACGGCAAAAAGACCUUGUUCAUUCUUGAUGGGCUAGACGAAGUGUCCCGCGAGCUCGACACCGGUUCCAUUAGCACCAGCGCCGGAAGUGUGAUCAAAGUUCUGUUGAGCCAGGAAAAUGUCAUAAUCACAUCUCGCCCAUACGGGCCCGGUCCGCCUCGUAUGGACCUAAUCCUGGAGACGAUUGGUUUCCAUCCCCAUCAAGUCAACGACUAUAUCGGCAGGUGUGCACCACCUGGAACAGCCGAGGCCAUUUUGACUUUUGUGAAAAGCCACUCGCCUGUGGAGGGAAUAAUCAGGAUUCCUAUCAUGUUGGACGGCCUUUGUUACGGCUGGAAGAGCAUUGCAUCAAUUCCGGGCAGCGAACCAACGACCGUGACAGCCCUGUACAAGUCUAUCGAGAAAAUGCUUUGGAUCAGGGACGCCAUUCACCUCGAAAAGUCUCGACCUGGUGUAUGUUCUCCUCUGGUUGAAUCCGAUCUUCGGGCUGCGACUUUGAGAGACAUCAUUCCCUUAGUACAAGCAGAGAGAAAUUUCCUUCAGUCGCUCUCCUUCUCUGGCCUCGUUGGGGAUGUUGUUGAGUUUGAUCCCGCAUACCGGGCCUUCUUCCAGAACCACGUGGGCGAGUUUACCAAGUUUCUGCCGCAACCAAAAACGGCGUUCUGGUCCAGUGACUUGGAUCAACUCUCUUUUAUUCGCACUUCGGACAUGGAAACGGCCGACGAAGAUCGCAAUUACCAUUUCAUUCACUUAACAUUCCAAGAGUUCUUCGCAGCCCAGUACUUUGUCGAACGCUUCAAAGCCCGCCAACCACUCGUUUUUCUGAGUCGGAAGCGAAAACAGAAAUUGGUCUCCCCUGACCUCUUCCUGGGCAAGAAGAAAUAUGCCAGCCGCUUGAGUGUCAUGUGGCGCUUUGCUGCUGGUCUACUU
Molecule: messenger RNA, 942 nt
Organism: Lasiosphaeria miniovina
Lineage: Eukaryota; Fungi; Ascomycota; Sordariomycetes; Sordariales; Lasiosphaeriaceae
Exons: 1
Source: RefSeq, a predicted model, not a curated record